AUGUCCUUGAGUUCGCAAAGUGAGGAUGAUGACUUCCGUUUGGGAGCCGCAGAGACAAACCGAAAGGAUGUCCAAAGCGGGCAGAAACAGAUCCAAGCUAAGAUGAUGCUUCAGCUGUCUUCCACCGACCCAGCAAGUGCGAAGCGGGUCAUGGACGUCUGGAAGACGAUGCUGUCAACCACUUUGCGCCACAAGACCAAUGAUUUCGGCAGCCUUGACGAGUACCUUGACUUCCGUAUUGUAGACACAGGAGCACCUUUCGUCGCGGCCGUCAUGCUCUUCGGUAUGGGCAUGGUGCUUACGGACAAAGAGCAUGACGAAUUUGCAAGCGUUGUUCGGCCUUGUUUCGCUUCGGAGUGGGAUGAGGCACAAGAACCCGGUGCCCCUAAACCGGUCAACGCAGUAUGGCUGUACAUGCAAUGGCAGGGUGUGGAUAUUGCGAGCGCGAAGCUACUUGUUCUUGAGGCUGCCAGUCAUCACGAAAAGCAGUUCCUGAGCCUCUGCGACGAAUUUAGACGCAAGUUCGCGCCCGUUUCCGAAACAGCCGAUCGGUAUCUUCGAGGACUGUCGUACCAAAUCAGCGGCAAUGUGAUCUGGAGCCUGAACUGCCCUCGCUACCAUUCUGAAUAUCGCUACGAUCCCAAUGCUGUUGACCUGAGCAAGUCGCGCGAGAUGGCAGACGAAGAGAAACUAGGGCAAGAUCACCUGGAAGCGCCAUUUCAUUACACCAGCUCGCUACCCUCGAAAGGUGUAAGAGAUACACUAGUAGAUGCUCUGGGCCUUUGGUCUGGUCUUUCAGAAGAUGAAGGGUCCAAGGUCAAAGACGUGAUCCAUUGGUUGCAUACAGCUUCACUCAUGUUGGAUGAUAUUGAAGAUGGAUCCGAGCUUAGGCGUGGCAGUCCAGCUGCGCAUACGGUAUUCGGUGCCCCGCAGACGAUCAACUCUGCAAGUUUCGCCAUACUAGAAGCUGUGAGCAAGGCCAAACAGACGGGGUUACCCAACGCAGUCGACAUUACCCUUGAGCAACUCCGGAACCUGCACGUGGGACAAAGUUACGACCUUUACUGGACCCGCCACGCUAUAUGCCCUUCCGAAGAGGAGUAUCUAGAAAUGGUGUCGAAGAAGACUGGUGGCCUGUUCCAGCUUCUUUGGCAGCUGAUAAGCAGUGGCGCAAACAACAGGUGGAAUCCCCUUGUAGCCAUUUAA
Molecule: messenger RNA, 1206 nt
Organism: Emericellopsis cladophorae
Lineage: Eukaryota; Fungi; Ascomycota; Sordariomycetes; Hypocreales; Bionectriaceae
Product: isoprenoid synthase domain-containing protein
Exons: 8
Coding region: 1-1206 (401 amino acids)
Biological process (GO): isoprenoid biosynthetic process
Molecular function (GO): prenyltransferase activity
Source: RefSeq, a predicted model, not a curated record